This is a messenger RNA of Chrysoperla carnea, 1548 nucleotides long. RefSeq names its product fatty acyl-CoA reductase wat-like. The coding region runs from base 1 to 1548 and encodes 515 amino acids. Gene Ontology annotation, molecular function: alcohol-forming very long-chain fatty acyl-CoA reductase (NADP+) activity. Gene Ontology annotation, cellular component: peroxisome. The record is from RefSeq and is a predicted model, not a curated record. NCBI's taxonomy places the organism in Eukaryota, Metazoa, Arthropoda, Insecta, Neuroptera, Chrysopidae. The transcript has 9 exons. Gene Ontology annotation, biological process: long-chain fatty-acyl-CoA metabolic process.
AUGGAUUUUACUGACGAAAGAUUCAUCAAACUGAGAAAACUUGCUUCAAAACUACAGUACGAGGAUUGGAAAUCAAAACAACAUGUCGAAAUAAAUUACAAAUUGCCAAAAUUAUUGGAUAAGAACUUACCAACAAUAAAAGAGUUCUAUAAGAAUCAAAAUGUGUUUAUAACUGGAGGUAAUGGGUUUAUGGGAAAAGUGCUUAUUGAAAAAUUACUUCGUAGCUGUCCUGAUCUCAAUAAAAUUUAUUUAUUAAUACGAGUAAAGAAAGGAAUAAAACCAGAAGAAAGAUUAGCUGAUAUGCUACAAAAUCCUGUCUUUGAUCGUAUGAAAAAGGAAAAUCCCAACGGUAUUUCUAAACUUGAAAUUAUUUAUGGAGAUUGUGAGAAGCCAAAUUUAGGGAUGUCAGAUGAGAUUAUAGAAAAGUUAAAAGAAAAUGUUAACAUUAUUUUUCACGCAGCUGCAUCCGUACGUUUUGAUGAUCCUUUAAAGAAAGCUCUACUUAUGAACACUAGAUCAACCAGAGACUUAGUGUCAAUUGCUAAGAAAAUACGUAAUCUGAAGGUUUUUGUUCACUUGUCUACUGCUUAUUGCAAUAUUGAUAAAGAAACCAUUGAUGAAAAAGUUUAUCCACGUCAAGCUAAUUGGGAAGAAUUAAUUCAAAUGGCAGAAAAAUUCGAUCAACAUACAAUUGAAAUUCUAAAACCUGUAAUUUUGAAUGGAUUUCCAAAUACGUACACUUUUACAAAAUCACUAGCAGAAAAUAUAGUGAAUGAUGAAUGUUCGAAUAUACCAACAGUUAUAUUUCGACCAUCAAUUGUUUAUGCAUCAGAAAAAGAACCCAUACCUGGUUGGUUAGAUAAUUUAAAUGGACCGUUAACUUUUAUCGCAGGCUGUGGAACCGGAUUAUCACGCGUGUUCUUUUUAAAUCCGGAUUUGAGUUCCGAUUUUAUUCCCGUGGACAACGCUAUCAUUAAUAUGAUAGUUGCUUCAUGGUAUCAAGCGAAUAAUACAAAAAAAAGACAAAGUUUAGUAAUAAAUGCCUGUACGGCAAAUUACACUUACUUCAGUUAUCAAAAUGCAAAUUACUGCGGAGUGAAGUUAGUAGAAAUCUAUCCAUUUACAAGACAAGUGUGGUAUCCUAUUCAAAUCGCUGUUAAAAAUAAAUAUCUGUUCCACAUAAUAUUUUUAUUUUGUCAAAUAAUUCCAAGUAUUAUUACACAAAUAUUGGUACGCCUUGCAGGUCGUAAUUUUCCUAUUAUGAAAUUAUGCAGAAAGUCAUAUAUAGCAAAUAUUGCUCUAGGCCCGUUUGUGCAAAAUGAAUGGUUAUUUAAGAAUGGUAAUUAUUUAUCGCUGUGUAAAGUACUGAAAGAAGCUGAUAAAAACGACUUCAUUGCAGAUAUUACACAAUCCGAACCCUUUACUGUUGCUGCAAAUGGAAUUUAUGGCCUAAAAAAAUAUGUACUGAAAGAAAAUCCAGAUGAUAAAGUCAGUUUAUUAAAAGCCAGAGCUUUAAGUAGAAAAUAUAAAACUUCUCCAAAGUAUUAA